CCAUCCAACCAAACGUGUCGACAUCAUAAUGAAAGUGAAAGAAAGAAGAAGCCGGAUUAACAAGACUACAGUGUCGGCUGUUCAGUUAUAGGUUCAACACGUCUUCAGUGGGAGACGUCGUGGUGUCCAUGUAGAGGAGCGUGUCAGGUAAAUUAACAUGGCCUCCAUUGGUAUCCUCUUCUUUAUUUUGACUGUCAUCAUUAUCAGUUCAGGAAAUGCAGGUUUCAUAAAUGUAAAAUGCAAGCCUGAAAGCAAGGGACAGUUUGGACAGCAGUCCCUGCUGGAGUGUGUUAUUCUGACCGGGAAAGAAGUAACCGAAGCAAAAGUCCGGGUGGUCAUUUGGAAGAAAGGUGACAAGACAGUGCUGCUUUUACACAACGGGAAAACUACGCCAGAGCCAGGUUACUCGUUUGCUGAACCAUCUUGGAACGAGAGCAACAUGAACGUGUCUCUGCUCAUCACCAACACUGCUGUGGACCACGAGGGAGAUUAUAAAUGUGAGGUCAUAACAGACAGUGGUGAUGACUCCAGUGAAACCACACUUAGAGUCACAGCCAAAUACAGCAUACCUACUAUACAAUCCACGCCUGUGAAAAUGACUUUCAAUACAGACGGUGCCCUGACAUGUGAGUCUGGUGGUGGCUACCCAAAAGGUCAACUUCGGUGGUUUGAUGUGGACAACAAAGAGUGGACAGUGAGCUCUAAAAUGGAGGCGAACCUGACAGAAAACGGUCUGUUUCACCUCUCGAGCAAGCUGAGUUUGCUGCGAGGGUCGAUUUUCUCCAAGUACACCUGCGUAGUGUUCAACGCCAGUGGAGGCAAAGAGUUUGAGGCCACAUAUGAACUGCCACCAGAUCCGGAAAAGUCAGAAGGGUUUCCUACAGCCUCCAAAAUAGUUGCUCCUCUGGUGGUCAUUGGAUCACUGAUCACAGGAUUGCUGAUGGCACUGCUGUUGUACAGAAGGCGAUCUCAACAAGCCCGGAGGCCCUCUGCAGCACCCCUUAUGAGUGGCCAUCAAGAGGUCUGUACACACGAGUUAGAUGUUGAGGAAGGAAGUGAUCAGGAGACAAAGUACCAAGACAGGCUGGCCUGAGGAGAUACUGUGUGUCACGUGUAUGUGCCAACUUACCAGAAACUUCUGAAAUCAACACUUCCUCGUUUGCUAAAUUCCGCUCUUUAACUGCACUUUUCCUUCUGCAUACAGCGGUGUAUAUAACCAGGAAUAACUUGAUUUACUGUGGUCUAUCAGAGGAAGUGUGAACGCUUCAUUCACCUAAGCUUACUAAGUAAACACCCUUAAAUCAAGUGUAAAUCUAAAAGAUUGAAGAUAUUGACUGAUUUUGAAUCAGUGACAGCUAAAAGCCAGGGAGUCGUAUUCAGGUUCCGGUGACCUUAAGGCUCUGACAACCACAUUGGAAGCAGUAUGUAACAUUAUCAAAAACCCAAUUGUGUCUUUAUUUAGUCCACACAGUAACUGUUAGCCUAGGCAGCUUGGCAUAAGUGGCCUUCCUUAUCACUUCCUUUUUUCAUAUUAUGUCAGCAUUAUAAGGAAAAUGUAAAAUCCUAUUGUUGGGAUAUGGACAGGGAGUUUUGUAUGUACAGUGUGUUUGUCUGACUGUCUCCAUGUGUGUAUACCAGGGAAAUGUAGCUAUUUGCUCCGAUGUAAGCUUUGUGAAGGUGUUAAAAAAACAGCAUUUGACAUUGUUUUUCUUACUGUCAACAAAUCCCAUGAAAAGACUAAAAGCAGCAAUGCACUAGUCUAUCUCAGUCCUUUUUGACAGUCCUAACCUGUCUGUGGAACUGUGUUACUGUAGUUUAAUCAUCAUAACAAUAAAAAUAAUAAUGAAAGAGCUUCAAAUAUUCCCUUUUAGCAAACAAUACUCAGACAGGAGUAAAAAGUUUAUCUGUUUUCAGUCAGAUGAUUAGGCAUUUGUUGUGCUAGUAAGUAUUUGUAGCACCAGGUAGGAUUGACUCAAAAUAAACACAAUAAACACAUUGGUCACUAAAAUGAUAUGAGAUGAGAUGCGUUAGAAUCUGUCUGCAGUGGUGGAAUGUAACUAAGUACAUUUACUCAAGUACUGUACUUGUUAGUUGAGGUAUUUUAUACUUCUACUCCACUACAUUUUAGAGGUAAAUAUUGUGCUUUUUACUUGGCUACAUUUAUCUGACAGCUUUAGUUACUUUUAAAUUUAAAUUUAUUUUUGAAUAUUUUAGAAUAUUAGAACUUUUGGGCAAAACAAGCUAUGUGAAAGGGCUUACUUUGGGCUCGGGGUAAUUGUGAUUUCUCAAUAUUUUUGAUUUAAUAGAGAAAAUAAUCAGCAUAUUAAUCCAUAAUGAAUGAUCAUAAAUGCACGCGUAAUAAUAAUCUAGUGAUAUAAUAUAUAAUAGCACAUUACCACCCCCACCCCACUGUCCUGAAAACAUGCCACCCCCACAAAUUUCAUAUCCUUUUUAUAACCACCAAGAAAGUUCACUAGAUAGAUGCUGGUUGCACUUCCAUGUCACACAUGAUUUUCCCGUGUCACUUGCUUGCUAUUGCAAAAUAGUAUGUGGUAAAAAUCAGAUACAAAUGUUUGUGUUCCUCUGCGUACCGUGACAGACUGUGUUUAUGUAACUGUUGGCACCAGUAUGCAUCUUCAUUGCCAAAGCAACACUUAUAUCUUCACCAUCUCAGACAGGUUUUUUUGUUUCAUGCUCAUCUGAUACCAGCUUUCAGAGAAAUGGAUGCCCAUAUUUUCAGGCUUCAGGGAUCUUUUUUUUUUCUUUUUUUUCUGAGAGACACUUUGUAAGUUCCUUUUUAACAAAAUAUCCUGUACUCCUCUGUACUUAAAAGCUUUGUCCUGAUACCACCCAUGCAGGUAGGAGUGUUGGAACAAAAACAACCUUAUCAGCUGAUAAAGUAUAUGAUUAAUCUUGGUUACUGGGUUAAUCACUUACUUUUUGGAUAAAGAGAAACAACCUCAAUAUAAAGGCUGUUAAAAUUUAAUUUUAAAAUGUAUUCUGGGAAUAUAAUAACCACAAACUAAAUAAAAGUUAUGCGUGUGAACACACUUUUGUAGAUGCUGUUUAUAAAUCUGUGAAAAUUGUAAUUCUGUGUGUGAAUUUAUGUUGUUGACUGAGUUCAUAUAUCAGGUCUAAAUUAAACCUGUCACUGGAUGUCACAAAGUUGAGACAUUUUAAUUGCUUUGAACUUAAAUACUGUGAUAUGUGAUUUUUAAAAUUCAAUAAAGCAGUUUGAAUUUUAAAACAGAA
Micropterus salmoides (largemouth bass) is the source of this 3252-nucleotide messenger RNA. RefSeq lists its product as uncharacterized. The record is from RefSeq and is a predicted model, not a curated record. The coding region runs from base 158 to 1093 and encodes 311 amino acids. Gene Ontology annotation, biological process: T cell costimulation; cellular response to lipopolysaccharide; negative regulation of T cell proliferation. Gene Ontology annotation, cellular component: external side of plasma membrane. Lineage: Eukaryota; Metazoa; Chordata; Actinopteri; Centrarchiformes; Centrarchidae. The transcript has 9 exons.